Molecule: messenger RNA, 949 nt
Organism: Rosa chinensis
Lineage: Eukaryota; Viridiplantae; Streptophyta; Magnoliopsida; Rosales; Rosaceae
Product: zinc finger matrin-type protein 2
Exons: 10
Coding region: 143-748 (201 amino acids)
Biological process (GO): mRNA splicing, via spliceosome
Cellular component (GO): U4/U6 x U5 tri-snRNP complex; spliceosomal complex
Molecular function (GO): zinc ion binding; nucleic acid binding
Source: RefSeq, a predicted model, not a curated record
ACCAUCAUCUUUCGUCCUAUUUUCAUAAAUUCGAUUCUCUGGUAAAGUAGCCCUUAGCUCUAAAUCUCUGUCUCUCCGAAAUUUCAAUCACAUCCUUGAGGGACGGAACCCCAAUUGAGCUCAUAGAUUGAAUUGCGCAGCCAUGGCUAGCAAUGGGGCUGUUGGAGUAGAUAAUACUCAUAGAAGGAAAUUCGAUCUUGAAGAGUAUGCUGAGAAAGCCCGCGAGCGUGAAAGAAAGGAAGAGGAGGGAGCUCGUAAGUCGAAAUCGAAAGGUCCUCCGGUGCAGAGGAAGCCAUUGAAGCACAGGGAUUAUGAAGUAGACCUUGAAUCUCGCUUGGGGAAAACACAGGUUGUUACUCCAAUAGCACCUUUAAGCCAGCAGGCUGGAUACUUUUGUUCAGUUUGUGAGUGCGUUGUAAAAGAUUCUGCAAACUACUUGGAUCAUAUCAAUGGCAAAAAACAUCAAAGAGCUUUGGGUAUGUCUAUGCGGGUAGAGCGGGCAUCUCUUGAACAGGUCCAGAGUCGAUUUGAAAAGCUCAAGAAGCGGAAAACUGAUCUGCCCUUCACUGAGCAAGAUCUUGAUGAACGGAUCUUGAAGCAGCAGCAAGAAGAAGAGGAAAGGAAGCGACAACGUCGAGAAAAGAAGAAAGAGAAGAAGAAAGAGAAGGUAGACGAUGAGGAAAUUGAAGUUGACCCUGACGUUGCAGCAAUGAUGGGAUUUGGUGGAUUCGGUUCAUCCAAGAAGUGAUCUCUUCAUGCCAAAUCAAUCUUCAUGCCUCUACUGACACUGUUGUCUUUAUUGGUCAAUUUUACUGCAUCAACCACUUGAUUUAGGUUUUGAGAUUUGUACAAAUUGUAAUUUCAUGAACUUCAAAAUCUUGCAUACUUUACUGAUAGUGGUUUUAUGGAAAAGGGAGUUACUCAUGCUGCAUCGGGUUCUCAUUCAUUU